Peronospora belbahrii is the source of this 1149-nucleotide messenger RNA. The record is from the annotation of a GenBank genome assembly. NCBI's taxonomy places the organism in Eukaryota, Oomycota, Peronosporomycetes, Peronosporales, Peronosporaceae.
AUGCCUUUGUUGUUUUCAGAUUAUGUGCAUUCUCUGCAGAGGCACCGCAGCACAAAACAGAAACGUCUUAAUCAUCUGCAACAUCGCACACCACAGGAAAUGUUACUGCGUCUCAGAAGAUCAACUGUAGUGGGAUAUUCCACGAUUGAGCGUACGAAGCUACCACACAUUGACACCAUUUUUGAUUUGCCUGUGUUUGCUCCAUACUUCCAAGAAUUAUCGUCCAUAUCGCCGGUCGCAAUGCGCUUCGUAAGGCUUUUUGCAGCUAGCCUUGCCGUUAUCACUUUUGAUAAUGCAUUUAGCUCACCGUAUGUAGGCGAUUUGGACCUGAAGGUCAUGAGUUUCAAUCUUCGCACCUCGAUUGCCAACGACCCAUGCCCAAGCGGCUGUUGGGAGGAACGAAAGUGGAGAGUAAAGCAGCUUUUAGAAAGAUAUGAGCCAGAUCUCAUCGGCACCCAAGAAGGAGCCCCUGACCAAAUCGAAUUUUUUCAAAGCCAGCUUUCGUUCGCAAGUACUGGAGAGUGUGCGGGCGAUUGCCAAUGGAAUGAGCGCAACAGCAUUUUCUAUAGGCUUGAUCGUUGGGAACUGCUAGAAACAGCGACUUUUGCAUUGAGCAAUACGCCUGCUGUGCUGCCUUCUAACACAUGGGGUCUUGAAUAUCUCCGUGCUGCGGUCAUUGCACGCUUUCGUGACAAGAAAAUCAAUCGUGUGGUAUGCAUGCUAAACACGCACUUUGAUAUCAGACUUGGUCAUUCUCAGUCGGCAGUUCUGGUCGCUAAACAAUUAAGCCAGCGCUGUCAACCAGAAGACACUGUGCUUAUGACGGGAGACCUAAAUACUGGGACUCAAAGCUCUGCGGUCCAGUACAUCAUCGGUCAGGACCCAAUUGAUGAGGGCUUUACACCCAUCCCAAUGUACGAAACUUUGACUGCUGCAAGUGCGGACGGGCCUACGUGGAUUGGGUCUUCAUUUGGGAACCAUGUAGUAGGCAGCAAGCUUGAUUACAUUUUUUCUCGCCGGGAUAAUCACACAUGUCUACGAAACGCCACAAUUUUGACUGACACUUUUGACGGAUAUUCCAGCUCAGAUCACGCAGUGUUGUUGUCCAAAUUCUGCCUUGGAACCGAGUGCGUAAGUUGCAUCGCGUAG